This is a messenger RNA of Oncorhynchus masou masou (cherry salmon), 3905 nucleotides long. RefSeq names its product E3 ubiquitin-protein ligase TRIM9-like. Gene Ontology annotation, cellular component: cytoplasm. Gene Ontology annotation, molecular function: zinc ion binding; protein binding. Lineage: Eukaryota; Metazoa; Chordata; Actinopteri; Salmoniformes; Salmonidae. The record is from RefSeq and is a predicted model, not a curated record.
UGAAAGAGAAGUCCGCUGUCUGUGCGCAAUAGCAUUUUGAGUUAUCACAUAUAGCUAAUUUUCUGGAAUUGAGAGAUACUAUUUCUCUCCGAAUAGAAUUUAAAAUGGAUGAGAUGGAGGAAGAAUUAAAAUGUCCUGUCUGCGGAUCGUUUUUCCGGGAGCCGAUCAUUCUACCGUGCUCCCACAACAUCUGCCUGGCUUGCGCUCGGAAUAUCCUAGUGCAGACCCCGGACGCUGAAUCUCCGCAGAGUAGCCGUGCUUCUGGCUCGGGAGUCUCUGACUAUGAUUACCUGGAUCUCGAUAAGAUGAGCUUGUACAGCGAGGCGGACAGUGGAUACGGUUCGUAUGGUGGCUUCGUUAGUGCCCCGACCACCCCUUGCCAGAAAUCCCCAAACGGGGUGCGUGUUUUCCCCCCUGCCGUCCCCCAACCACCUUCUCAGCACCACUUGCUAGGACACCCAGGUUCCCUACCUCCAAUCCCACGCAACUCCUGUCUCACUUGCCCGCAGUGUCAUCGCAGCCUCAUCUUGGAUGAGAGGGGGCUCCGCGGGUUUGCCAAGAACCGGGUGCUGGAAGGGGUCGUGGACCGGUACCAGCAGAGCAAAACAGCCGCUCUCAAGUGUCAGCUCUGCGAGAAGAGUCCCAAAGAGGCCACUGUGAUGUGCGAGCAAUGUGAUGUGUUUUACUGUGACCCUUGUCGCUUGAGGUGCCACCCUCCCCGAGGUCCGCUAGCCAAGCAUCGCCUCGUGCCCCCGGCACAGGGCCGUAUAAGCCGUCGGACAAGUCCCCGGAAGAUCUCCACCUGCACGGAGCACGAACUGGAGAACCUGAGCAUGUACUGUGUUCAGUGCAAGAUGCCGGUGUGUUACCAGUGUUUAGAGGAAGGGAAACAUGGGACACACGAAGUCAAGGCUCUAGGAGCGAUGUGGAAACUGCACAAGGGCCAGCUGUCCCAGGCCCUCAACAUCCUGUCGGACCGAGCCACAGAAGCCAAAGAGUUCCUGGUUCAGCUGAGGAACAUGGUGCAGCACAUCCAGCCCACUGAUGGUCCAGGGAGACCCUUACUCGUGACAUCAGGGUGGGGAACGCUGAAGGAGAACGGCGUGGAGUUCGAAGCCUGUCUGGUGGCGCAGUGUGACGCCCUCAUCGGCCUGAACCGACGCAAGGCCCAGCUGCUGACCCGCGUCAACAAGGAGCAUGAGCACAAGCUGAAGGUGGUGAGGGAUCAGAUCUCUCAUUGUACGGUGAAGCUGCGCCAGACGACAGGCCUGAUGGAGUAUUGUCUAGAGGUCAUCAAAGAGAACGACCCCAGCGGAUUCCUACAGAUCUCAGACGCCCUGAUCAGGAGGGUGCACAUGACGGAGGGUCAGUGGGGGAAGGGAACCUUGACCCCCAGGAUGACCAGUGACUUUGACCUGACCCUGGACAGCGGACCCCUGUUACAGACCAUCCACCAACUGGACUUCAUACAGAUGAAAGUUCCUUCUGCCCCCAUGCUCCAGCUGGAGGAAUGCUGCACCAUCAACAACAGCGCCACGUUGUCAUGGAAACAACCACCUCUCUCCACCAUCGCCGUGGACGGAUACAUCCUGGAGCUGGACGAUGGCAACGGGGGACAGUUUAGGGAAGUGUACGUGGGGACGGAGACGAUCUGCACGGUGGAUGGGCUCCACUACAACAGCACCUACAUGUCCAGGGUCAAAGCCUUCAACGUCAGCGGAGUGGGACAGUACAGCAAGACGCUGGCCAUGCAGACCUCCGAGAUUGCCUGGUUCACCUUUGACCCCGUGUCGGCCCACCCUGACAUCAUCCUCUCCAACGACAACCUGACGGUGACGUGCAACAGCUACGACGACAGGGUGGUCAUGGGUAAUUCCGGCUUCUCCCGCGGUGUGCACUACUGGGAGAUCACGGUGGAUCGCUACGACAACCACCCGGACCCUGCGUUUGGGGUUGCCCGCGGCGACGUGCUGAAGGACGUGAUGCUGGGAAAAGACGACAAGGCCUGGGCCAUGUACGUGGACAACAACCGCUCCUGGUUCAUGCAUAACAACUCACACACCAACAGGACGGACGGGGGUGUCAGUGAAGGGGCUACAGUAGGAGUGUUGUUAGACUUCACCAGAGGGGUGCUCAUCUUCCUCAUCAACGAUGAACAGCAGGGUCCUGUGGCCUUCGAAGGCAUCGAGGGGAUCUACUACCCUGCUGUCAGCCUCAACCGCAACGUACAGGUGACCCUGCACACCGGCCUGCCCAUUCCUGACUUCUACACUCCAGGGGAAGCAGACCUGUCUGGCUCAGUGUGUUAAGGAGUUGACUCAGCACUGCAGUGAAGCAAGACAAUGGAUGUUUCCCAAAUGGCACCCUAUUCCCUAUAUAUAGUGCUCUACAUUAGACCAGGGCCCUAUUGAACCCUAUUCCCUAUAUAGUGCUCUACAUUAGACCAGGGCCCUAUAGAACCCUAUUCCCUAUAUAGUGCUCUACAUUAGACCAGAGCCCUAUAGAACCCUAUUCCCUAUAUAUGGUGCACUACAUUAGACCAGAGCCCUAUAGAACCCUAUUCCCUAUAUAUGGUGCACUACAUUAGACCAGAGCCCUAUAGAACCCUAUUCCCUAUAUAGUGCACUACAUUAGACCAGGGCCCUAUAGAACCCUAUUCCCUAUAUAUAGUGCUCUACAUUAGACCAGGGCCCUAUUGAACCCUAUUCCCUAUAUCGUGCUCUAAUUUAGACCAGAGCCCUAUAGAACCCUACUCCCUAUAUAGUGCUCUACAUUAGACCAGGGCCCUAUAGAACCCUAUAUAGUGCUCUACAUUAGACCAGAGCCCUAUUGAACCCUAUUCCCUAUAUAUAGUGCUCUACAUUAGACCAGAGCCCUAUAUAACCCUAUUCCCUAUAUAGUGCUCUACAUUAGACCAGGGCCCUAUAGAACCCUAUUCCCUAUAUAGUGCUCUACAUUAGACCAGAGCCCUAUAGAACCCUAUUCCCUAUAUAUGGUGCACUACAUUAGACCAGAGCCCUAUAGAACCCUAUUCCCUAUAUAUGGUGCACUACAUUAGACCAGAGCCCUAUAGAACCCUAUUCCCUAUAUAGUGCACUACAUUAGACCAGUGCCCUAUGGAACCCUAUAUAGUGCACUACAUUAGAUCAGAGCCCUAUAGAACCCUAUUCCCUACAUAGUGCACUACAUUAGACCAGGGCCCUAUAGAACCCUAUUCCCUACAUAGUGCUCUACAUUAGAACAUGGCCCUAUAGAACCCUAUUCCCUACAUAGUGCUCUACAUUAGACCAGGGCCCUAUAGAACCCUAUUCCCUAUAUAGUGCUCUACAUUAGACCAGGGCCCUAUAGAACCCUAUUCCCUACAUAGUGCACUACAUUAGACCAGAGCCCUAUAGAACCCUAUUCCCUAUAAUGCACUACAUUAGACCAGAGCCCUAUGGAACCCUAUUCCCUAUAUAUAGUGCACUACAUUAGACCAGAGCCCUAUAGAACCCUAUUCCCUAUAUAGUGCACUACAUUAGACCAGGGCCCUAUAGAACCCUAUAUAGUGCACUACAUUAGAUCAGAGCCCUAUAGAACCCUAUUCCCUACAUAGUGCACUACAUUAGACCAGGGCCCUAUAGAACCCUAUUCCCUACAUAGUGCUCUACAUUAGAACAGGGCCCUAUAGAACCCUAUUCCCUACAUAGUGCUCUACAUUAGACCAGGGCCCUAUAGAACCCUAUUCCCUAUAUAGUGCUCUACAUUAGACCAGGGCCCUAUAGAACCCUAUUCCCUACAUAGUGCUCUACAUUAGACCAGGGCCCUAUAGAACCCUAUUCCCUACAUAGUGCUCUACAUUAGACCAGGGCCCUAUAGAACCCUAUUCCCUAUAUAGUGCUCUACAUUAGACCAGAGCCCUAUUG